This is a messenger RNA of Syzygium oleosum, 919 nucleotides long. RefSeq lists its product as uncharacterized. Lineage: Eukaryota; Viridiplantae; Streptophyta; Magnoliopsida; Myrtales; Myrtaceae. Bases 155 to 400 code for a protein of 81 amino acids. The transcript has 4 exons. The record is from RefSeq and is a predicted model, not a curated record.
GGAAAAAAUAGAAGACAAGAAAAUACGAAAAGAAGACCGACCGGAGAACCGUUUGGGAGAGAGAGAGAAGAAAACCCUAGCGCUGUUCUUGCAUCGCCACCGCGACUUUUAGAAGAAGAGGGGCAACGUCAAUUCCGGUCGAGCAUCGGAAAAAAUGUCGAAGAAGAACAGCUUAUCUCGUAGGAAGAAGCAGUACGAGUUUGAUCUUCGAAGAGAGAAAGCGGAGAAAGAGAAGGCGGCGAAGAAGCUUCAAGCUAAGAAAAACAAGAUGAAGGUCGAUGGCAGUGGCAAGAAGAAGAAGGGUGCAGGUGGAUUCCAAGUUGGGAAGAGAAAAUUGAAGACGAAGUUGACUGCUUUGGCGAAAGCUAAAGCGGCACAGGCAAUGGAGCUGGACAAAUGAGGUACCCAUUAGUUUGAAGCUCAUAUGAUCGAAGGAAUUCUACUGCUUCCAGUUCCUUGGCUUGGACAGAACUGAUGCUUACAAUCGAUAGACCCAUGGGUUCUCAGCGAUUCCUGGAUGCAAGAUGUGCAGCUGUCAUAUUUCGCAGAACGGUCAUGGACGAUCUGCAAAAAAGAUUCUUGGAGUUGGGUUUAUGCAAUAGGCCUUCAGAUUGAUAAACAUUGUUCAGGGAUGGAUGGGCGUUGAAUAUGGCGAAGAAAUAAUGGGAGGAUUUACUCGAGCAUGUUCAGGGAUGAAAGGAGAGCUGCCUGAGAUUGCAUACUUUCGUACUUUCCAAAUCAUAGUCCAUAGGAUGAUUGAAAACUUUCAUCUUAUCGCAUUUAUCAUCAUUAUAGAGCCUCUUUUUUUUUUUUUUGUAGAUUAUCCUAAAAUCUGCUGUAGUGGCUACAUCACCCCCUGGUAUAUUCUUCAAUAUAGAUUACAGAAUGUGCAUCUUGCUGGUUUUGACAAUGCUUACAA